UCCUUUCGGUGAACAUCAGGUAGCUCCAUAUACGGGUUGGAGAGGCACUUCGUGGCCACUCUGGCACUGAAUCUGCUAGGGCGCACAGAGGGGCAGUGCCAUGCACACUCCUGACUAUGCUCUGCUCCUGAGCGAAGGGAACCAGUCUAUGGUCUUCAAUACCGGUGGUGACCUAACUAUGGAGAAACCUGGAAACAACACCGUCCACACGAACGGAUCCGAUCCAUACGCGCGAAAUGAGGAGGUGGCCCAGAUUGAGAUCAUGGUCCUGAGCAUCACCUUCGUGGUUGCUGUGGUGGGGAAUGUGAGCGUCCUGCUGGCAAUGUUCAACACGAAAAAGAAGAUGUCGCGGAUGCACCUUUUCAUCAAACACCUGAGCCUGGCUGACCUGGUGGUCGCCUUCUUCCAGGUGCUGCCACAGCUCUGCUGGAAAAUCACCUUCCGCUUCUACGGUCCAGACUUUCUCUGCAGGAUCGUCAAGCACCUCCAGGUGAUGGGGAUGUUCGCCUCCACUUAUAUGAUGGUGAUGAUGACCCUGGACCGUUACAUUGCCAUCUGCCACCCGCUGAAAACCCUGCAGCAGCCCACGCAGCGCUCAUACAUCAUGAUCGUCUCCACGUGGAUGUGCAGCCUGGUGUUCAGCACUCCGCAGUACUUCAUCUUCUCCCUGAGCCAGAUACAUAACGACUCGAAGAUUCAGGACUGCUGGGGGCACUUUAUCGAGCCGUGGGGCACCAAGGCGUACAUAACCUGGAUAACUGUGGGCAUCUUCCUCAUUCCCGUGGUGAUUCUCAUUAUGUGCUACGGGUUCAUCUGCCACAGCAUAUGGAAAAAUAUCAAAUACAAGAAAAGGAAAACGAUAUCUGGUGCUGCGAGCAAGAACGGAUUGAUUGUGAAGAAUUCAGUCAGCAGCGUGACAACUAUUUCAAGAGCAAAACUGAGGACUGUUAAAAUGACACUUGUGAUCGUGUUGGCGUACAUUGUCUGCUGGGCUCCGUUUUUCAUAGUGCAGAUGUGGUCCGUGUGGGAUGAGAAUUUCCAGUGGGCUGAUUCUGAGAACACAGCAGUGACUCUGUCUGCGCUCCUUGCCAGUCUCAACAGCUGCUGUAACCCUUGGAUAUACAUGAUCUUCAGUGGUCACCUCCUCCAAGAUUUUGUGCACUGCUUCUCCUGCUUCCAAAGAAUGAACACUGACUUCAAGAAGGAGGACUCAGACAGCAGUAUCCGAAGAACAACAUUACUGACCAGGAUGACCAAUCGCAGCCCUACAGGCAGUCAGAAUAACUCGAGAGAGAUGGACUUUUCUCCAAAAUCCUCCAUUCAGGCGGAGUAAAUAUACAGCCAGGCAAAUCUGUUUACUGUCAUGGGAAUGAAAUUAUAUCUGGGAGUGGCAUCAAGGUACACAUACAAAAUCAAGUCUGGGCAUGACUGACAGUUACCGACAUUUCUGCGAAAGUCCACAACUAUAAAGCAAAUCAAGCUUUUUGCAUGGAAAUUUGGAAACAGAGUGAAGAAAUAUGAUUGUGCAACACGGAGAGACAGUACAGACAUGUAUUUAUGUUUACUCGCAGAAUUCUGUGUGCAAAUAUGUUAUAUUUCAAGUAACCUCAGCAUAGCUAUUGCAAAACACGGGAAAGGAACUGAAAAAAUAGUUUUAUUCCCACAUUUUCAAGCUUGUAUGACACCCCAUUUGUUUUUAAAAGCCCAAAAUGCUGAGAAUUGUGUUUAACCUAAUUCUGUUGCAUUCUGUUGAAUUCCUUGAGCAUUUGGCUGCCCCAAUUACUGUGGUCCCAUGAUUUCCCUUUAGAUAUUUUUAGGGGAAAACUAAUUUCCAGGAAAACUCAUGCUCUUAAUGAUGGUUGUGUUUGCAGUGCCACAGAACACCCCUUCCUGUUAGAGUGUUUCCAGAGAUUAAACGUACAUGGCAGCCAGGAGGUGUGUUGUGGUCGAAGCAACUCUUCCAGACCGCCUGCUUUUAAGAAACCGAAGCAGACACCUCAUCCACUCGGGUUCAGCAUUCCAUUUUGUUGUUUUUCUCAGAACCGCACAUCCAGUGGCUUUGAAGUUUCCUUUGACCUGUGACAAAAGCUUUAGGUUACAUAUAUAAAUCAUGCCAUUGCGUGCAACCAACUUUUUUACUAAUUAUUUCAUGCUGCAGCUGGCAGUCCUUUGUGUGGGUCUCUAAAUAUAGCUUUCAUAUUUCAGCACAGACAGAGGGAAACCCCCCCUCAAACAGAAGGACAUUGCAGGGGUCUACCCACCGCCCCACAGACCCCUCCCUCCCACUGCUUUCUCCAAAUGUUGUGGAGAAGCUCACACAUUCCACACUCUCAACGUCAACACACUUCCUGAUUUUUCUUUUCUGACAUCCUGCCUAGUUGGGGGGUCUUUCUUUGGGUUUCAUUUGCACUUCAGACUAAAACAAUCUUCUGCACAUUAAUGCAUAAUAGUUCUUAGACCACUAUGACCACAUAUAUGUUAUAAAGACAUUUCUAUCUGACUGUAAAGUACAUGUGUAUAUAAAAGGGUUGUAAAUAGGAAUAAUAUAUGUAAAUCUGUUCAACAUGAAUUAUAUUUGUCGGUAAUGCUUUGUGUACAUUGAAGAUAAUCUAAAUAUCCUAUAAAUAUAUGUUGCAAAAUACAUAUUGAUGCACUGAUGAUAACUAUAGGACACUGGCGUUUACUCUUGUUAUCACAACCCCAGCACAAAUAGCUGCUUUGUUUAUGUUUCGUGCAGUUGCUACACAACCAAAAAUCUGUGGUGUUGUUUUUGCUGAAAAUUGAGCAAUUUUAAACUUAUAUGUCUAGCCAAUCAAAGCACUAAAAACCUGCCAAGCUCUUGAUUCAUGCCAUUAUUAUGAACUUUCAAUUGCAAACAAAGUAAGGAAUAAGUUAUGUGAAUGGGUUGCUUUUGGUCAACAAGCUGUAGUGUCAACUCUCAAUAAAAAAAACAAAUGUGUAAGCUUGUAAAUCUGUUGAAUGUAUAUCAUCUGUGUAACUUUUAAAAAACACACAAAGAAAGACAGAUCUCUAAAUCAUCAAGGGAAAAUAAAGCCAAAUCUGCAUUGCUCCAUACCCUCAUUUGUGACCCUUUUUAAAAAAAAUUAGUAGUGUGAUUUAGCAACAUCAUUUCAUUUCCUAAUGUGAAAUUAUUAUAGUCCAAUUUUGUUACCAAAUGAUUCUGAAAAAAACAAAUGAUUGACCUCUUUGUGUAAUGCAGUGGUAUCACUUCAUCCAGCAGCUCUUGUGAACUUUAUUGCAUUAGUAAAUAAUUCCUACAACAUUUCUAACAUUAUAAUCAGUAACCAUGCCAUCUUUCCACAGUACUCUACUAAUAUAAAUUCUCCUGGAGAGCUGGAGAUAUCGACCCAUUUCCCUUAUAGAAACUAAACCCCCCUUGAUCCUCCAGGAUUCAGUUUAUCGCCGACCCUCUGACCUUAUAACAUAAAGGUCCUAUCGCACAGUCGUAUGGGAAAUCCUACAGGAAAUAUUGUGAGCUAUUUAAAUAAUGCAUAGGAAGGUAAGGCCUACCAUAGAGGAUAGAGGUGUUUAUUGUAGGCAAUAAAAAAAGAGAAUAAAACAAGCACCAGGCAAUCCCGGCUGGUAUCAACGGGGAUAACGCAGCCCACAUCUCCGCUCCAGGUGCUGUGGAGGGAGUAAAGCUGGAGUUCUGACAGACAUAUCUCAAAUUCCCAGUCUCUGCCUCUCAUUAGACAUGCCAAUCAUUAAGUAACAUGCCUCUGAAAGGCCGGUCAUGCUAACAUUAUCUCAGCUAUGGUUGUCAGUCAGAGUCUAGACAGAGCAAAUACUUAAGCAGACAGUGAUUGAGGUUCUCCAGAGAGUUUGAAAGAAGUUAGAGCCCAAAAGAAUGACAGGUCUUUUCAUUACAAAGGCUCAUAAAACAAGAAGCAUUUGGAUGUUUGAUACGCUCUAUAGAUAUGUAUCUGUUGAUAUGUAUGUAUUUACUGUUUUGUUUAUUGUCUAUUUUAAUUUUGAACUCAAUGCCUUGUCAACAUGCUGCUGUAACACAACUAUUUCCCAAAUUUGGGAUCAAUAAAGGAAAUCUAAUUGUAUCUAA
Molecule: messenger RNA, 4078 nt
Organism: Eleginops maclovinus (Patagonian blennie)
Lineage: Eukaryota; Metazoa; Chordata; Actinopteri; Perciformes; Eleginopidae
Gene: avpr1aa
Product: arginine vasopressin receptor 1Aa
Exons: 2
Coding region: 101-1333 (410 amino acids)
Biological process (GO): G protein-coupled receptor signaling pathway; regulation of systemic arterial blood pressure by vasopressin; cellular response to hormone stimulus
Cellular component (GO): plasma membrane
Molecular function (GO): peptide binding; vasopressin receptor activity
Source: RefSeq, a predicted model, not a curated record